This is a messenger RNA of Hippocampus comes (tiger tail seahorse), 2914 nucleotides long. It is a transcript of the gene srsf1a, whose product is annotated as serine and arginine rich splicing factor 1a. Gene Ontology annotation, cellular component: nucleus; cytoplasm. Gene Ontology annotation, molecular function: mRNA binding. NCBI's taxonomy places the organism in Eukaryota, Metazoa, Chordata, Actinopteri, Syngnathiformes, Syngnathidae. The coding region runs from base 248 to 1018 and encodes 256 amino acids. The transcript is spliced from 5 exons. The record is from RefSeq and is a predicted model, not a curated record.
GUUCCCGAGCCAUGCCGGAAGUUCGGUGAGUGGCGGAGGGAGGGAGGCCGAGGCGAGUCCGCAACUUGUGGAUAACCGCAAACAAAACAUCGAUAAGCCGCGUGAUUAACCCUUCCACUGCUUGCGGGGACUUGUGCGCUCGGGACUAUACGGCCAGUGUUUUGUUUUUUUUUUCAUUUUUCCUUUUCCUUUUUUAAUUUUUUUAAACUAAACCAGUUUAGCAGGAGAGAACGAGCCCCAUCUACGAAUGAUGUCUGGCGUCGUGCGAGGCCCGGCGGGGAAUAACGAUUGCCGAAUUUACGUGGGCAACCUCCCGCCCGAUAUCCGCACCAAAGACGUGGAGGAAGUCUUCUACAAGUACGGCAACAUUCGAGACAUCGACCUAAAAAACCGCAGAGGAGGACCGCCGUUCGCUUUUAUUGAGUUCGAAGACCCAAGGGACGCUGGGGAUGCCGUUUACGGCCGGGAUGGAUACGACUACGAUGGCUACCGGCUGCGCGUUGAGUUCCCCCGGAGCGGGAGGGGCUCCAGAGGCAGCAGUUUGGGCGGGGCCGGCGGUGGAGGCGGAGGCGGAGCCCCUAGAGGCCGAUACGGGCCCCCAUCCAGACGGUCCGAGUAUAGGGUGGUUGUGUCCGGACUCCCUCAGAGCGGCAGCUGGCAGGACCUGAAGGACCACAUGCGCGAGGCCGGCGACGUGUGCUAUGCUGACGUGUACCGAGAUGGGACUGGUGUUGUAGAGUUUGUGCGCAAGGAAGACAUGACCUAUGCCGUCCGAAAGCUGGACAACUCCAAAUUCCGUUCGCACGAGGGAGAGACAGCGUACGUUCGCGUGAAAUUAGACGGUCCCCGCAGCCCAAGUUACGGACGAUCCCGCUCCCGCAGCCGCGGCAGCCGGAGCAGAAGCCGCAGUCGCACCCCCAGCCGCAGCAGGAGCCGCAGCGACUCCAGAGGACGCGGACGGGCGUCGCCACGCUACUCGCCGCGACACAGCUGCUCUCGAUCACGAUCGCGCUCCUAGAAAACCUGGUGGCGUUCAUCACUUUUCGCCCCCCCCCCNCCCUGUGAUGUAACUAGGGUUGCAAAGGGGCGUGGAAUUCUGUCACAUUUCUAGGAAGUUUCCGGUAAAUUUCCAUCGGAAGUCAAGAUGCGGGAAUUUUGCAAAGGUGUUUUUAUCAACCAUUUUGUUGCGUCAUGAGCAGACAUUCAUGCAGAAUAAUACAGUUUAGCAUUUCAACUGAUUUUAUUUGUGGCUAGAUUGUUUUUCCAAGUUACAUUUUAUCGAACAGUCACUUCUUGGGAGUCAUUGAAGAACAACAAAAAAAAAAAGUUACGUUGCCUUCUGACCAAACACAAAAAAAUGUCCCAUCACCACAAAAGGCCAAUUUAAAAUGUUAAAAGGGAGUUUGUCAUUUGCAAAUAGGGUGUUUAUCUUGAAAGAGGCUUCUUUCUCUUGUUUUUGUCAGACAUGCAGUGGUAUCUUUUAUAUCAAAUUGGAGCCAAAACAGAUGGCUGAAUUUGCCCCAACCGACAAAUCAUAUGUGCUACUUGUCAAUCAAGUCAUGAUGACCAGUUAAACAAAUUUGACCCCCCGCCCCCCCCCAAAAAAAAUGUCCGUGCAAACUCCCCAUUUUGAUCAGAAGAGCCCCUCUGUCCCUUCCCAAUAAAAUUAGAUAAUCUAUAUUGAAGAUUUGCAGUUUUUUAAACUUAAUUUGCAAGAAAUCCAGUUGUAUGGUUGUAGUAAAAUACAAUUCCACACCACUUUUAAGUUAAUCGAGAGCCAUCCCGCAGGUUACUAAGUCCCUGCUUUAGUCCUCUUGAUCAUUCCCACAAAUUCGAUUAAUUCCUUUGGAAAGUUACCAUUAAAAAAAAAUCCCCGAAUUUUGCAACCCUAGAUGUAACCCCAACACUUUUCCGAUUUCUUUUUUUUUUUUUUUUGUCCUUCUAGAUGGGCUUGGUAUGUAGUUGUCCCUCCCCCAACAAAAAAAAGAACGUGCAAAAAUGUUGAGCCACAAAAUGUUUUGAGAUUUAAAAAAAAAAAAAAAAGGUGGGUGGAUUGUUGUCAUUGGAAAUUUCAUCAGAGACACCAACGCUUUAACUAUAUUUUACCUUGUGUCUUCCUUUAGACAUCUGAAGAGAAGGAUUAAAGUGAUUUGGAAUAAAAACCCAUUGUGGUGGAGCACAUUUCAUUUGUAUGGUCAGGAUAGGACAUCAAAUGGAGGCCAUGGUAUGCUUCACAUUCUGUCAAUCCUUGUCAUUGCUUUAUUCUUGUCGUGCAUGUCAUAGACUUGAAACACGCCUCUUUGGCCUGUGACACAGACAAAAAGUGUUGUGAUAUAUGUGUAACAUCUUUGCUGUCAUGUGUAAAUGAAAAAUCUGACUUGUGUUAGGGAAUUUUUUUCUACCUGCUCUCUGCAUUUAAAAAAAAAAAUUGAUUUUUUUUUGUUUGCCCCCAAUUUUUUUGUACAUUGUGUUCUAAUGGUCUGCCUCUGAUUUUCUUCCUGGUAUUUCAAGGUUUUGAUUGGAGAGGAGUGGCUCAGUGGAUCGCAAUCCUUUGGAGCUGGAUCGAUUUUUAGGAAAGGGAUUAUAGGCAAGGAUGGAUGCUCGGGAACGGGAUCAGUUUUCCAGGAUUUCCCAGCAAAAUUUUCAGAACUAAUUAAUAGGGGACCUCCCGGAGCAACUUUAAAAACUUUUUUUUUUUUUAAUAGCCUGCCAUCUGCCUAUCUUUUAUGAAGUCUUUCAGUGAUAAUGACGAGAAAAACUGAGGACCAGGAAGUUGGAUCAAAGGAUGGAAUCGUAGAUGCCUGGUAUGCGGGGAAAAUUUGGGGAGGGUUUCAUAUGGGGUACUAGUUUGAAUGUUGAUUUCUUUGCUUAAUCCUUUUUUCUUCUAGCAUUUUCAAUAAAACAUCUUCAAGAA